CAGCCGUGCUCUGUGCUCGGUAUGGAGUGCUUACCUAUAACUACGUUGGCUAACCGUGACUUUCUCUGCAUCUAAAUACUUGCAUCAACUGGGAUCUUCCUGAAUACAGCCAGCUAUGGAUGACAGCAUUGAUGUGGACGAUCUUUUUGGUGACCCCAAUUCCUUGGAGUUGGGCCUUGCCGCCCCUACACCGACCUGGAAAGGUUUAUCUCAAAGAUUUGACGAGUUACGGCUUUCGGGAUGCUGUCGGAAAUUAGCCUGGUCAAAACUGGGUGCGAUCGCGUAUAUCUCCAAUGACGGCCAAAAGGUCUUCUUACAAAAUAUCCUUUGCAACGCAGAUGAUGGUGAAUGGUCCUUAUGUGAUGGGAGGUUUCGCUGUAAAAUAGCAGAAGCACAAAGUGGCCAUACCUUUAUUCACCUCUGCUGGCAUGAAUCAGGAUCUGAUCUUGCAAUUGUGGAUUCUUGUGGCCGAGUCAUGAUUGUGUCCAUGUCCAUUGCACUUAAUGCGUUUGCUGUCUCACGCUCAAUAGUCAUUGACCCCGAUGAUGAUGGUAACCAGCCAGUUGGUUUGAUGUGGCUUGGUGUGAACCGGCCUGUGCAUGCAUUCAAUAAAGCCUCCAAAACAAAUGGUCGAUGGGUAUAUUCUCGUUAUGUCCGUCGCCCCCUAGGUCCAUUUCAUCCACUCAACAAAUCCGCUUUGGUAUGUGUGACUCGAUCGGGUCAUAUUAGACUUCUAUACCAAAGCCAGGACCCCAAGUGGAAUGAAGUACACGUGGAUCUGCAGACCGUUUCAUGUUCCGACGAUAUCUUGACGCAUGCUGCGCUUUCCGCUUCUCAAGGUGGGUCGAUCUUAAUGGUCACGUACUCUACGCAACAUAGGCUUUUUGUAUAUCGUGUCCAGAUCAAAUGGGACGCCGCACCCGUUGAUACAACACAGCAACAGCCAGUUGGUAUUAGUGUGGCACAGACACCAACAAUCCAAAUAACUCAUAUUAGGACCGAAAUUCAGAGAAGUGUGUUCCAAAGGGCUGACAAUGAUUAUGAACGUUCGCCCUCUGCCAGGGUGAUGCCUAUUCUCACUCAUCUUGACAUUGUUGGGAUAGCGUCAGAUGGUUCGGCUGGGUCAUAUGUGGAACCGUACAUCCUAGCGGCUUUUGCGAUUCCCGUGUCUGCCUUGGAAACUCAGCGGCAAUUCAACGGCACUUCUAGUAUCGUUCGCUGGGCUCUUGAAUCGACCGGCCAAAGUACCCACUCCUCUUUUGAUGAAAUACCCCCAAAAAGGCAGACACUUAACCUGACACCCAAAACCGAACUCACUAGAUGGGAUGAUGUACAUUUUGAUAAACGUGUGCUUUCAAUUGAUUAUUUUGAAGCUGGGAGCGUUGUUUCCCUGACAUUUGAUGAUGGCAGCAUUUCAUUUUAUGACGCAAAUACCAUGAAUGCAAUUAGUGAUAAUGAGGAUCUUGCAACCAUUUCAAGUAUGCCUCAAGCAGGGUUCAACCUCCCCAAUAUUGGAUGCAUAACUUGCAUAUCUUUUUCUCCCAAUGGCUGCUUAGCCGUAACCCUUGAUGAGGAUUCUGAGCUUCACCUUCAUGUUAUGGAGCAUUCAUUCGGGAUAGAACAUGGGAUGUAUAAUGAUGAACAGUUUGGUGCUGCUGUAGCUGCUCUUGCUUUAGCAUUUUCACAUGCAUGUAGCAAUGACAGCAGCAGCGACGAUGUGAUGAUGAUUGCAGCCCGAUCUCUCACUCCUGAUACUCGAAAAACAUUUAUCACUGAAGUCUAUCAUGCCUUAUCUGUGAAUGCUGACUUUACAAUCGAGCAAGACAAGCUUAUGAACAAUCCAUAUAUCCAAAAGUGCUUCAGUAUGCAAGCUGCUCUUGGAUUUAAUGGGCAAUUGGAACAGCGCAAUCUUGCUGCAGCUAUACCGUGGUUCACAUUACAGCUGAGGCAAAUUUCCAUUCUCUUUGCGUAUUUUCUUCACUUUAACAAAAGUGGCAGCGAUUCGGAAUGUCAUGAGCCAGAUAUAUUACGAAUGGUGCUCGGCAAUGUGAGGUGGGCUCUUGAUCUGGCGAAGUAUCUUAUUGACGACCUGUUUGAAAUAGCUUCAUCUUUUGACAAACAUUCAGGUGACCAAUCUGAGUCGUUUUCGAUGCUUCUCGUCCUUUCCAGCAUCCCUCGUGCAUUCCUCAAGUAUAUAUGUCGCGGCCUUCGAGGGAUACCGAGCAGUUUUCGAAGUGCUACGAACCUCAGUACUGAGUCCUUUGGCGUAUAUUCUAAUAUCGUAAGGCUCAUCGAAGAAUCGCCUUUGAGGGUGGAUGUAUACGAAAAAUUUCUCUUGAGCAUCGAUAACGUGAUCAAAUACACCUAUCAAAAUGCUGGUUUUGGAAGCACUGACAGGUCUACCCCAGAGAGGGAUUUACUCAUCACUGCUAGUGUACCGCCGGUGCUGCAGCCAGCUGUUGUGACUAUCCUGACAAAUACUAUGACUUUGAUUCGACCAGAUGUUGACCUAUUGCAUUUAUGCACUUGGGACUACAGCUGGUUAGGGAUCGAUGAUGACAAGUUAACAAGGCUAUUCCGGCGGCGGAAUGAAGUCGAUAUUCUCAAAAAAACAAUAACCCAACUGGGGGAGCCACAAGCAAAGUCAAAGCAACCAAAGAGACGAUGUGCAAGGUGUUGUGCGGUCUCCGAAGAUGCAACAUCCCCCAAGUCUUUAGCUUCUUUUCGCUUGCUUGUGAAAACAGUUGUUCUACGGACAUGUAUUUGCGGGGGGUUGUGGAUGGUGGAAAAUCUCGAUACCAUCAGCAGAGGGCCCGUAUCCGCGUGGAAAUAA
Molecule: messenger RNA, 2833 nt
Organism: Coccidioides posadasii C735 delta SOWgp
Lineage: Eukaryota; Fungi; Ascomycota; Eurotiomycetes; Onygenales; Onygenaceae
Source: RefSeq, a predicted model, not a curated record